Molecule: messenger RNA, 297 nt
Organism: Hemisphaericaspora subhashii
Lineage: Eukaryota; Fungi; Ascomycota; Pichiomycetes; Serinales; Debaryomycetaceae
Product: mitochondrial 37S ribosomal protein mS37
Exons: 1
Coding region: 1-297 (98 amino acids)
Biological process (GO): mitochondrial translation
Cellular component (GO): mitochondrial small ribosomal subunit
Molecular function (GO): structural constituent of ribosome
Source: RefSeq, a predicted model, not a curated record
AUGGCUUAUAAGAAAGUAGGACCACCACCAAGGGGACUUCCACCAUUACCCAGAUUCAGACCCAAAAAGACCCUAAAUGCAUCAACCGGUGGAGCUAAUAAUGAAUGCAUGAUUGUCAUGUCAUCAUUAUUGAAUUGUUGGGCAUCAAAUGGUGAAAGUGCAAGUAUUUGUGAACGAUUCGCUACUGAAUUAAAACAAUGUAUGGCGGUACAGAAGAAGGGGAAUAAAGGAGGAAGUGGAAGUUCUAAUGAUUCCGAGAGAUUAUAUCCUAAGUUGAGAGGGAAGGUUCAUGAUUAG